AUGAAGCAUGCAGAAGGCAAACUGCAAGACUGCCAGUACCUGCAGGUUGUACAGCUUCUACCUCUGUCACAGAUCUACCCUCAGCUGCAGAUCCAACCUCCAUCACAGAUCCAGCAGGUGACGUUGAGGCAACCUCAGCUGCAGAUCCAACCUCCAUCACAGAUCCAGCAGCAAGGCGUGUUCGUGUACAAACAAAAGUUCAGUGCUCUCACUGUGGACUUGAAAAAUUUGAAUAUCCACAUAAACAGAAGGCACUCACUAAAGAUCACUGAAAUCACAGAGACCCACCACCUGUCAUCCCAGUGCAUCGAUCCACUCAAUGGGAUAUUUGCUGUACAAAAAUAAUUUCACACACCAUGCUGCCCCAUCCAUGUACAGAAGAAAAUAGCAGGUGCAAGUUCAAAAGUCAUCUGUGAAAUGGAUGAAUGCAAUAUCAACAUAGAAUUUGCUGCACGGAGCGGAUUUGUUCAGUUUGAGUGUGUCCAUUUAAAAUCACUGCAGUUCUCUCCUUGGUCAGAAACAAAUUCAGUAACUCUAGAAGAAAAUGUCUUGACUCAUAUGGUUCAAGCUAAAGUCUUUGGGGAGCAAACCAAGAAAACCUGCAUCAACAGAAAACAAGCUGCUAGUGCUGCUGGCGUACCUUUUACAACUGAAGUAACUGAAGGAAGCCCAUCAACAAAGAAAUACAUUUCUGUGUUUGAACCCAAACUAUCGUACUACAGCAGACAUGGGAGAGUUAUAGCUGCCUAUGACUCGCGCCAAAACACUUGGCAUUGCCCUUGUGUAAAAGCAAGAAGAUCAUGUAUACACAAAAAUAUUGCAAAGUGGCACUUGUUCCAGACAGACAGGCAAAUGUUUGAGUCUUCAGAGACCACGGAAGAACACACAAAUGCAGUGUCUGUGCCACACACAGUUGAAUGUGCAGCACCGCUUGACAGUGGAUUUGAAUAUCCUCCCAAUGAUGAAGGUCUGAAGAGGAUGGUCAGUUACUUGUUAAAAAACAAAACACCCCUUCUGCCCCAGAAAUUGACUACUGGAUCUAAGACAGAUGAAGGCUUUCCAGAACACUUAAUUCCUAAGGAAACUACAUGCCCAGAAUGUACAGGCAAUGUGGCUUUAAGUGAACCAAAGUUGAUUACAGCCAAAGCAAAGUUGGUAAUAUUUACUGGCAUUGUUGAAGGCAUUUCUACAUACUGCAAAAUGUGCAGCAAUUGUGGGCUAAUUAUUCGGUAUCAGGAGUGGAUUGACGGAAUUCACAAUUUUAACGACCAUUUGCUCAUUUCGUUGCACAUGUGCCUUGUCCUGCGCCAUUCACUUCAGACUCAUCAUGCCGUUAGCAGAGUUGUUGAGGUUUUGGAGGCAACCACACAAAAGAAAUUUCCCAGCAAGGAGAAAAUUCUCCAUGCAUAUAUGCAUUGUGAAGCCUUAACAGAGCACGACUACAUGUACUCCUGCAUUAAGUGUGGCUACUGUCCAGCUGUUACUGUAAUGGACCUUCAUAAAAAGGCAGUUUUUAGUAUGCCUGUAAGCGAGAUUGAGGAUCCACCAGAAGACUAUGAUGGCUGUGUUAAUAUAGAUGCCUUCUGGGAGUCUGUAACAUCUGAGAUAAUUGCCAAGGGCUUGUUGACAAGUGGCAGAAAAAACCCCUUUGUGGUUCCACCAUCGUACCACCACUGGGCACCUUGGAUAGGUCCUAAAACAAGAAAAGAAGACAUGGUAUUAAAUACAGAAUAUGCCAAAAUGCAUGCACCAAGACAAUGUCAAGAAGCCUGCGAACUUCAAGUUACAGAAGAGAGACUUGAAGAAGUCCUCACCACUUUGAAGGUGGACAUGGUCCGCAGGCUUUGCAAGCAGUGUGGUCUGGACCCAAGAGGGUCAAAAAUGGAUCUUAUCUUACGACUGCGAGAAGAGUUGAGGAACAGGUCUUCUUAUGACAAGAUCUUUCAGAAAGUGUGGGGUGCUUCAGGUGGAUGGGCUGUCAUAACAUGCCCCUGUGCAGUUGUUUAUUCAGUGAAAUUCCUUGUUCGGGCCGAGUCUCCACGUGACUAUGCAGAUGUACUUCUGUCUUGGAAACACUUUCCAAAUGUCACCAUCUAUGACUUCGCAAGAGGCUUAGCUACACAUACCAACCUAAGAGAGCCAGAAACAAUACCAUUCAAACCACAUGAGGGACGUCUGAAGGAGCCAAAUCCAGAGAACAUUCAACUGGCUGCUCAAAGUCAACUAAAAGUACACUUGCCAUGGCUAAAGAGAAAGAAGAAUCCUGGCGACACAGAUGGUCACCCACUUACAGGUUCAGCUGAGCAUUAUGCCCUUUAUGAUGUUUUUCAUGAGAAGGAUCCCAGAGAUGUUCUUCGUCAAAUCCCACUUGUCCCUGAAUUGGCCGGUUGGGUAAACAGCCAGUGUGCGGAACAGCUAUUUGCAGACAUGAGGAAAAAUAAUUACUUCAUGAACACACUUACCCCAUCUGGACAUGUCUUCUUGAUGCGUAAUGUACUGCAUCAUUACAACAAAAAUCUAAAUAAGAAGACCGAAGCAAGCAUCAGGAAGAUUGUACCUCCAAAUGCUGAGAUACAUUUAGAUGCCAAUGGCCAGAUGAAACUGGGUCCGGUUCCAACAGCAACUCCUGCACCUUUGGCGGAAGAGACAUUCCAUGGACCAACAGUUCCAUCAGCAACUCCUGCACCUUUGGCGGAAGAGACAUUUCAUGGACCAACAGACAUUCAUGAGAGGAGAAUUUGGAGUGCAGACUUUCUUCCCUCACAUCAAUUUCUACUGAAGUAUGUUCUGGACAAAUACAGCGACCCAGACGAGGAUAUUGUCUUUGUGAGCCCAACACAAACACUCAAGCGGAGUGACUUCUGGUCUUUGGGCUUUGAAGAGCUUGAGGCAACGAUUGGCAAUCGGUGUUUUGCUGUCAUAACUAAAAUGGCUGCCUCAAAGGGCAAAGCUGUCUUGGCUCUUAACAGUUUUGUGAUAGUGACAUGGCUGCCACCAUUUAACAGCAACCCACUGGAUGCUUUACCUACCGAUGCCAGUGUUCAAGAUUUCAUUCUUUUCCCUUCCUGGGAAUCCGGACACUGGAUUUUAUGCAUUUUAAAACCAAAGGCUAGGCAAAUCUUUUAUUUUGACUCCACAAAUCCUGUAGGCUUUGGACACCACAGCUACCUUGCUGUUUUCAGACAUGUGGCAAAUGAGCUUUGUCCUGGCCAGUGGACAGAAGUGACUUUGGGAGACUUUCAGAAUGCUCCACUACAGUGGGGAGGCAUAGACUGUGGCCUCUUCAUUUUGAUGUAUGCACUCUAUGUAGUGAUGGAGUUGCCAUUUGACUUCACACAGACUGACAUGCCUGAUGUUAGGAGAUGGUGGUGCCUACAGCUUCUGGAGACAUUUCCUGUAGGAAGUAAAGUGGCAGCUGCCUCCAUGGAAGACGUGAAGUCUAGACAAACACCAGCCCAGCAAAACAGCAGCCCACCAGAGAGUUUUGAAGAUUCUCCAAUGAUGAAGAAUAUUGUGGCUGCAGCGGAAUGGGUGAAGACCAAUAGCCACUCACUGAAGGGAAGGGUUCUUCUUCCAAAAGUUCUGGACAUGGAGAAGGAAGCUGCUUUGUUGGCCCUUGCCACCUACCAAUUGUUCCAAGAUCAAGAUGUUCAGACCUAGAGGAGAUAUGGCAACCUUUUGUUUUUAUGUUUGAGUUACAAGAUGACAUGGAACUUUUUUAAUCUGAAGUAAGAGAUAAAAUAAAUAUUUGUGUGUCAGCAGUGAUUGACCUCAGCUUGUAAUAUUCAAGUUAGGCUGUUGUUGGAGAUACAAAAUGCCAAAAUGGUGUUAAGCUGGACAAAUACAGUUAGCCAUAGUGUUGUGCUGGAAGUCUUUUUUUUUUUUUUUUUUGCAUUUUUUUUAGAUACUUAUUUUAUGACUGUUGAAUGUUUUUAUGUUUUAUGUCUGAUUUUAAUAAAAUCAAUGUUUAAUUA
Astyanax mexicanus (Mexican tetra) is the source of this 3974-nucleotide messenger RNA. RefSeq lists its product as uncharacterized. Gene Ontology annotation, biological process: proteolysis. NCBI's taxonomy places the organism in Eukaryota, Metazoa, Chordata, Actinopteri, Characiformes, Acestrorhamphidae. The transcript is spliced from 23 exons. The record is from RefSeq and is a predicted model, not a curated record. Gene Ontology annotation, molecular function: cysteine-type peptidase activity.